Molecule: messenger RNA, 2221 nt
Organism: Leguminivora glycinivorella
Lineage: Eukaryota; Metazoa; Arthropoda; Insecta; Lepidoptera; Tortricidae
Gene: jvl
Product: serine/arginine-rich splicing factor SR45
Exons: 6
Coding region: 532-1935 (467 amino acids)
Source: RefSeq, a predicted model, not a curated record
CGUUCAAACCACACGGACUGCGCUGUUUUCGUUCUCAUUACGUCUAUGUUGACCCAGGUCUUAGUGCUUACGAAUAAUUCUUAAUUUUAACAGUAUAACUCGAUUUCAGUGACGAUUUUAAACAGAGUGGUGGAAGCAAACAUUACAUCUUUUUUUAUAAAGAUAAUAGUUUACAUCAAAUCGUUAUCGUGGCCAUUGUUUUGAAAACAUUGGACGAUUGUCAAAGUGUCAACUUAGGAAACAGUGCAAUAAUUGUUUCGUUAUGUGGUCAGGGAGCGGUAGUUCUGAGUGAGUGCGUGUGUUACGUGCUAAUGUUCGCGGCUGGAGUGUCCUGUGUGUUGUACCGCAGUCCCGGAGGAUACGUUGACUGAUGGACAAGUGUGGUGCCUGGAGCGGGCGACAUGCGGGCCCGCAUGGUUGGGAUUAGCCACAGCGGACACCGGCAACACGGCGACCACGGAGACCGUGGCGGUACUCGCACCAGAGACGGGCGGUGGAGACAGCGCCAGCGGCGGCUCGGGCGGGUCUGGCAUGGAGUGCAUGCAGCUGCGCUCCCAGCCGGAACCCUUCCACUACCUCAUCUCGGAGCAGGCUAAGUCCCUCGUCGCCCUACAGGAACUCCAGAAUGAGGUCGGAGCUUUGCUUGAGUUUCGCGAUCUCGUCAUCGAGACAUUCCCGAAUCUUCGGUCGAAGAUGGCGCCGUCGACUCCCGCGAGUGGGACCCGUCGCGACUGGGAGCCCGGCGUGCGCGUGCGACGCAAGCUGGCCGGCGGCGGCGGCGACGCCACCCGCACCAAGCCGCAACCCUCCGUCCAAGAUUCCGGCUUCAGCACCGAGACCUCUUGCGGGAAAGACGCUCAAUCGUCGUCCGCCUCCCGAUCCCGUCCGCUCGAAGACGAACUGUGGGCCCUCCUGGAUGUCAUACAAAGGAAAGGCGUCAGAUUACGGGACGAAGCGGAAUUGCUGCGAGGCGAGCUCGAUGAAAGACCCUCGGGAGAUACGGCGGAGGAAUCGUUCGCGAGAGCGCUUUCGGGCUGCGGAGAGUGUUCAGACGUGAGACGACUUCGCAGCGAAAGGGAUGCAUUGCUCUCCAGGGCGGCGCAACUCGAGGCCGAGGCGGCCGCCACGCCGCCGCGCGCGGCCUCGUCGCCGCUGGGCCGACUGGACCGCGCGCUGGAGACGCCACCGCGACCGCCUCGUGUUCCCACGCCGGACUCCAAGAAGUUCGCGGCGAUUCUCCAAGAGAGUAAUCCCGUAGAACUUCAAAGACAACUCCUUAGCUCCACUGUACAGAAUCAGGUGUUACGUGAAUGGAUGAGCCGCGCUGUGAAGCAGCGUGCGACAUUACUUGAGCGGCUGGAGCAGGCGCGCGAUCUGAACGAAGACCUUAAAUUUCGGUUAGAAGAGAAGAGCGUCGAAUUAGACAGUGUAAAAAGUCGCGUGCGGCAGUUAGAGGGGGAGAGAGAAGCGUCGACGACGCCCCCCUCGCCCGCGCCGGCGCCGGCGCCCGCGCCCGGCACGCCCGGCACGCCCGUCAGCCGCCGCGCCCGCGCCGCGCGCGACAGCCUGGAGCGCCGCUCGCACAGCAGCAUGCGCGACAUGCAGCCGCUGCCCAUGCCCGAGCAGGAGCCGCGCUCCACGCCCGACACGCCGCGGCGGCGGCCCUCGCGCAUCCCGCUGCACACGGCGCACAAGGGCGCGGCGCCGCGGCCGCCGUGCGUGUCGGCACCGAGACCGCCGUCGGCGGCGUCCGCGCGCUCGGCGGGCUCGCGCGGGCGGCCGUCGCUGCCGCCCGCGGCGCCGGGCCCGACGCCGCCGUCGCGCCGCUCGCAGCCGCCCCACGAGAACAAGGUGCGCGCCCUCCUGGAAUACAUGUUCCAAUUCCAAAGAUUCCGGCCGAAAGUUACCGAUCCCAAACUAACCGUGUCGUGUUAAACCCACCGUGUGACAGUGCACCCAGUGACUCACUAAUAUCGCGUGUCGACCGUUCUCAUGUUUCGGUUUUGGUUCUCAAGCCGCGGGCGAGCCGGGAGACGCGGACGCGGCUUCGCCUCUCGUAGCUCCCAUGCCAUUAUGUCGAUCAGCCGACGAGCGUCGCGCGGGUCCUCGCGGGAACAGGAGCAGGAGCCGGAGUUGUACGUGGACUCGCUCAACUUCGUGGUGUCGGAGGCGCGCGUGGAGCUAGUGGCGGAGUACCUGGCGCGCUCGGAGCGGCUGUUCU